Trichechus manatus latirostris (Florida manatee) is the source of this 2117-nucleotide messenger RNA. It is a transcript of the gene VAMP2, whose product is annotated as vesicle associated membrane protein 2. The record is from RefSeq and is a predicted model, not a curated record. Gene Ontology annotation, molecular function: syntaxin-1 binding; SNAP receptor activity. The transcript is spliced from 5 exons. Gene Ontology annotation, biological process: vesicle-mediated transport; SNARE complex assembly; vesicle fusion. Lineage: Eukaryota; Metazoa; Chordata; Mammalia; Sirenia; Trichechidae. The coding region runs from base 107 to 457 and encodes 116 amino acids. Gene Ontology annotation, cellular component: plasma membrane; SNARE complex.
AUCUUCCUGUCCGCGGCAGCAAGCACUAGUCGGGAGCCAGCGCUAGUCGCCGCCGCCGCCAUCGCCACCACUGCCGCUGCCAAGUCCUCCGCCCGCUGCCUCCACCAUGUCUGCUACCGCUGCCACCGCCCCCCCUGCCGCCCCGGCUGGGGAGGGAGGCCCCCCUGCGCCCCCUCCAAACCUCACCAGUAACAGGAGACUGCAGCAGACCCAGGCCCAGGUGGACGAGGUGGUGGACAUCAUGAGGGUGAACGUGGACAAAGUCCUGGAGCGAGACCAGAAGCUGUCCGAGCUGGACGAUCGUGCAGAUGCACUCCAGGCGGGGGCCUCCCAGUUUGAAACAAGUGCAGCUAAGCUCAAGCGCAAAUACUGGUGGAAAAACCUCAAGAUGAUGAUCAUCUUGGGAGUGAUUUGCGCCAUCAUCCUCAUCAUCAUCAUCGUUUACUUCAGCUCUUAAACCCCUGAGGAGCCUGCCCUGCCCAGAGAGGGGCCUCUCCCCCUCCCCCCAGCCAUUCCUCCACCUUUCAGCCAUAUCUUCCAGCCCCUCCCCUGAAUCCGUGUGUGUGUCCCUGUGUGUGUCCCCUUGUAAAUAGCCAGCUGUUAUUUAUACAUAUAUAAUAUUAUAUAUAUUUGGUCUGUUUGUAGUUUUAUUACUAGAAGAUUUUUCCGGUUGUCCUUAACACUCCUUCCUGAGGUUCCCAUCACCUCCUCUCUUUCUCUCCUUGCCUUCGCCUCUCUUCCUGACCAGCCCCAAGUCCCUUCAUUUGCAUCUGCUAUGCAAUAGUCCCUCUUCCUUUCCUUGCCUUCCCUUGGAUUUAGCUGAUUCUUCCUCCUACCCUGGCCUUCCACUCACCCCCACCCCACUCAGCCCUCCCCUCAAAACAAAAAGCAACGGUCCAGACCUCCCUAGGUGCAUCUCCUUUGCAUCCAUUUGGGAGGCUCUGAGAAAGGGCCCCACUUGGUCCUAAGAAUCCCAAGGUCUUCUGGGAGCUUCCAGCAUGUUGAUUAGCGUGUCGUUUGCAUACUGACAUCUCUGCUGGUUUCCUUCUUUUUUGUUCCAUCCCUCCACCCGUGUUUCUUUUUCACUGAGGAGUCCCCAUUGGUCCUUAUAUCACAUUUUCAUUUGCACGACAUUACUUGCAGGUGGUGGGAAGCCUGGGCUUUUGGGGAAUCAGGAUGUUCUGGUCCCCAGAAUCGCCCUCUCCUAGCCCCUCUAGUCCAGUUUGCCUCCCUUGUUCCCAUUUUCCAAACCUCUUGCCCCCUCUUCCCCCUCCCCCCAGCUGGUGUGUAAGUGUCUUGGAGUUCAGUGUGUUAUGACGGACCAAUAAUUCUGCCACUCGGGGUCUCUCCCCACAUUCCUGCUCCCCAGUUUUCAUGUGGGGAGCUCAACUGACAUUCCCAUGGGGUCUCCCUCCCUCCCAUCUGCCUGAUUCACCUCCUUCUCCCGCCAGGAGAGUUGGGGGUUGGCCACAUCUGAUCUCUUUUGGGAGGGGUGGCUACCAGUGUUGGGGGGCUAUCACUGCCUUGGGGAGGCAUGGGGCAGGGCAGAGAAUCCCCCCAGUUCCUGCCUGAAAUCUCCUCUGGUCCCACCCCUACUGGGGGGUAGGACUGAAAACCUUUCCUUGUGGGGAGUAUUGCCCCCCAUUACUGCCCAGCUCCUCUGACUGCCCCCCUGAAUUCAGGGUGGGAGUACUAGUCACUGCCAAUGUGUAUUUGGGACUUGCUGGAAGAUGGGGAUCCUCUGCCCUCUCCAAGUGGUAGAGCCCAGGGAGAAAGCUGUCCCUUCCUUUGGUGAAGUGGUAGAUGAAGGGCCAAAUGUCUUUAAAUGGCACAAUUUUAGGGGUCUGAGGGUACAGUCCCUUAACCUGCCACUGGAGGGGACCCCCCCAAACUUUUUGUUCCUCCACACUUGAGGUUUUGUGUGUGGCAGGGGAGCAGGGACAUCUAAGCUGUGGUGUGAAAGGGUAGGGAGAGAUGCUGGGGGUGGGGGCACUGUGUUCUAGACCCCCCAUAUUAUCCCAGUGUCCCCUGCCCCCCCUUCCCCUACCCUGUGCCCCCAAUUCUAUGGCGCAUCCAGAUUGUGAAAAUGUACAAUAAAUGUGUGAUGAGUAACCAGG